AUGCGUCUUCUACUACUCAUUUUCUCCUUUAUAUGCCUGUCAUCAAGCUCCGCUUCUUCUCCAACGAAAGGUCCUGGAAUUCUGGAGAUUCUUAUAGAAUCUGGAGUUUCAGCAGAUGUUGGAUUCGUUGUGAACUGUAACGAGAAAAGUCAAUUAACUCGGCGUCAUUUGAAGCCGAACAGUCCGGAAUUAUUGAUUUUCGAUGAGUUAAAUCACACAAGUUUCUUCCAUGAGGUGAAUGUCACGAUUCACGAUAACGUCACAUCGCAUUCGAUGAUUCUUUACACAGUUCGAGGCUUAUACGACGUCGAUAAUCUGCCACUACCGUAUACCGGAUUGCAAAUAAGAUACAAGUGUGCCGAAAAUAGGUACGGUAACCAAUGUCAGCAAUAUUGUUCGGAGUCUAGAGAUAACUGGCGGUGUGAUCAAUUUGGAGAUCAUAGUUGUGCCGAGGGUUACUGUGGAUGGAAUUGUCACAAAUAUGGAUCGGAAUGUCAUCACUUCGGAGAAUGCAAAUGCCAGAAUGGUGGAAAAUGUUAUCCACAUCCCUUAUUCCUUCCAGAGCAUCUACUAUUCUGUGAAUGCACGCCAGGUUAUCACGGUGGCUAUUGCGAGGAAUUCAAGUAUUUUGAGAAAAAAUUGGAACUUUCGACAAAUUUCGGACUGAACACGACGGUUGAGAACAAAUUUUCGAAUCGGACUGAUAUCUACCAACUAUUCGAAAAGUACGAGAAGAAACAGCGGGCAUCUGCAAAUAAGGAAAUUCUGACAUUUUUGGGACCCUUCGAAAAGCCGGCAGAAGAAGUGUAUUCCGAUCGAAAUGAAUGA
Messenger RNA from Caenorhabditis remanei, 828 nucleotides. RefSeq lists its product as uncharacterized. Gene Ontology annotation, molecular function: Notch binding. NCBI's taxonomy places the organism in Eukaryota, Metazoa, Nematoda, Chromadorea, Rhabditida, Rhabditidae. The coding region runs from base 1 to 828 and encodes 275 amino acids. Gene Ontology annotation, biological process: Notch signaling pathway; cell fate specification; cell communication. The transcript has 3 exons. Gene Ontology annotation, cellular component: membrane. The record is from RefSeq and is a predicted model, not a curated record.